AUGCUAAAAAAAACAUCCACUAGAUUGCUUUCGUUUUCGCAGCUUUUUUGUGGUGAAGACACCGCAAAGUUAAUACACAACGAGGAGCAAUGCCGACAGCUUAUUACCACCUUCCGACAGCUAUCCCCCAAUGCUCCGUUGCCAAUACCUGUUGCGACUGCUUAUACCACUUCUUGUAUCAAGAACAAAAACUAUCGCGAUGCGGUAGCAACCAUUUCAUCCUACUCUCAACCAGAAAAACUUGUUCUGAAUCUCAAAGAUUAUUUUCAUGAACACAAGGAUGAUUUUUCUGCAGAGGACAUCAAGGAGACGUUGGUCCUACUUCGGGAUGCCAACGCUCCUGGUGUAAUAAUUUUUUUGAACAUUUUGGCGAAUCACUGCAUCUCGGAUUCGAGUUGCUCAGAGUCAUUGAAGAGUGAGGUCCGACAGAUGAUUGUUAGCCAUAUCCGUUUCAUACCCUAUUCCGCCCCUAAGUUAUUGAGGUCUUUGUGUACACUGAGUUCUAGUAAUUCUGAUUGUGGUGAUAUCAUGGAAGUGGUGAAAAUAGCAAUUCAAAAGGGCUAUAUCGACCCCAGAGAUUUUGGCAUUGUUAUGGAUGUCUUACUGGCGCGCAAGGAUUACACCAAGAUCACCGCACUGUGGUCGUGGAUGCGACACACGUCCGCACGAUGGAACCAACGCACCGCCUCGGCGGCAAUUUGUGCGUUUUCGUGGCUUGAACAAAUCGACCAAGCGAUUGCGUGCAUUCAAUGUUUGGCGGAAGUCAACAUAGAUCCUACGAUUGAUGCCCAAAGCACGUUUACAUAUUAUUUGGCGAAUCGCAUCCCUCCACUUCCAGAAUAUGUUGAACAACUGAUGCGACAUUGGCAUCCUGAGCAACACACACUCUGGACUGGUCCAGCCUAUAGUGUUGGUAUAAAGUGUAUUUUUGCCUUUUUCCGUGCUAAGAUGCACAGAGAGGUGAUCUGUUUACUAGAUGAGGCAUCUAGAUCUAUGCAGAACAUACCUGAGGCCAUGGAAAGGUUUGUCAAACACAAAGGCAUGCAUGUUCUUAUGGGCCAUUAUUCCUCAGAGAUAGAUAUACAAUCUCCAAUAGGAGUACUUUUUUAUGAUAACGUGAAAGGGAUUCCUGAUCUGGCAGACUAUCCACUGCUUAUGGCUUCCUUUUUUACUAUCGGCUUACAACAAGGCCAGCUUUUAGAGUCAUACGAAACUCUUUCACGCAAUCGCUCAAUUUCUAAGGAUGAUUUUGAACAGUUAGUACGCUUUUCAUUUCGUUCUAUUCAAGAAAAAUAUCCUCAUGAAGCUUUAGACAUCCUUAAGGAACUUGCGCGGCGCAUGCAGAAGGACCUUCCCUCGGAUAUCGAAGCCUGGCUCGAGCUCUUUGAUUCACCGUAG
Phytomonas sp. Hart1 is the source of this 1398-nucleotide messenger RNA. The record is from the annotation of a GenBank genome assembly. NCBI's taxonomy places the organism in Eukaryota, Euglenozoa, Kinetoplastea, Trypanosomatida, Trypanosomatidae.